AUGGAUCAAAGUGCUGCUGUGGAAGGUGUUCCUCAGAAGAAGUAUCUAACACUCAGGAGAUCGGUUGAUGUGAGUUCUUCGUAUAAUAGACUGUACUAUUUAAAGAAACAUGGGCUCUCACUCCCGCCUAUAGAACCUGAAACUUCGUUUACUGCUAAUAUCAUGCCACCCGAUGCGUACAAGCGUAAUGAUAGGAUAGUUAAUCUGCCGACGAAAUUUACACAUUUGAGUUCCAAUAAGGUUAAGCAUGUUAUUCCAGCAAUCCAAUGGUCUCCUGAGGGGAGAAGACUAAUUGUUGCAACUUUCAGUGGUGAAUUCUCGCUUUGGAAUGGUUCAUCUUUUACAUUUGAGACUAUUAUGCAGGCUCAUGAUACCUCAGUGACAACAAUGAAAUAUUCCCAUGCUGGAGAUUGGAUGAUUAGUGGUGACGCAGAUGGUACAAUCAAAAUAUGGCAGCCUAAUUUCAAUAUGGUGAAGGAAUUAGAUCGAAUUCACACAGAAGGUAUUAGAGACGUGGCUUUUAGUAAUAAUGAUUCCAAGUUUGUUACUUGUUCUGAUGAUAAUAUAUUAAAAAUUUGGAAUUUUAGCAAUGGCCAACAAGAAAGAGUACUAUCUGGACAUCAUUGGGAUGUCAGGAGUUGUGACUGGCAUCCAGAGUUAGGACUGAUAGUAUCAGGAUCAAAAGAUAAUUUAGUUAAACUUUGGGAUCCGAGAUCUGGCCAGUGUGUAUCUACAUUACUAAAAUUCAAACAUACUGUACUUAAAACUAGAUUUCAACCGACAAAGGGCAAUUUGCUGGCAGCUAUCUCCAAGGAUAAGUCUUGUAGAGUAUUUGAUCUUCGUGCAAGCAUGAACGAAUUAAUGUGUGUUCGUGAUGAAGUUGAUUUCAUGGAACUGGAAUGGAGUACUAUAAACGAAUCGAUGUUUACCGUUGGAUGCUAUGACGGCUCUUUAAAACAUUUUGAUCUCGGCCAAGAUACGGAAAAGCCCAUUCAUAUAAUACCGUUUGCACAUGAAAAGUGCAUAUCAGCAAUUGCAUACAAUCCUGUGGGCCAUAUCCUAGCCACUGCCGCCAAGGAUAGAACCAUUCGAUUUUGGACAAGAGCAAGGCCUGUCGAUCCAAAUGCCUUUGAUGAUCCAACAUAUAAUAAUAAGAAAAUGACUGGUUGGUUCUUUGGUAUCAAUAAUGAUAUCAAUGCUGUACGUGAAAAGUCUGAAUACGGCGCAGCUCCGCCACCAGCGUCAACAGCAUUCCCACAACAAACUCAGUACAACAAUAACAUCUCCAGAGUACCAGAAAUCAAAGAACCGACACCAACAACUGAUAAGGAACAAAGGACUUCUAUUCUUCCAGGAUUGAGUAUAUAA
Messenger RNA from Nakaseomyces glabratus, 1368 nucleotides. It is a transcript of the gene PFS2, whose product is annotated as cleavage polyadenylation factor subunit PFS2. The record is from RefSeq and is a predicted model, not a curated record. Gene Ontology annotation, cellular component: mRNA cleavage and polyadenylation specificity factor complex. Lineage: Eukaryota; Fungi; Ascomycota; Saccharomycetes; Saccharomycetales; Saccharomycetaceae. Gene Ontology annotation, molecular function: protein binding.